GCUUCGUAGCCGCUCGCGUAAAGGCCAGGAGCCAGCGUUGGCCACAUGUGUUUUGCGGACCGCUUUUCCGUGGAAAAAGAUCGCCGAAAAUGCCGUGUUUACGUAAUCCGUGGUAACGUGACGUUGAAAACGGUGCCUCUGAACUCGCUGCAAUUGUGACAAAAUUCCACGGCCUGAACACAAAGUAAAUUGGGAAGAAAAAGAAAUUCUAAAAGAGAUCCAACUCGAACAUAAAUUACUUGUACCAACGAGGUGUAUUCUGGUUGUCUGCUAACUCUCGUUACCGUACUGUGCACGUUUCGUAUUCCCAUGCACAUUAUCGGCAACAUUUCAUCCAGGAGAAAGGUACAUCCAAUAAUCAGCGUUCAAUAAUUUUCUCGUGCCGGUUAGUUUUCGCUCGCCUCGUGAAAUCGCCGAGUCAGCGUGUUCUUAACUACGCAAUCUCGUCGCGCCUCGUGUGUUUUAAGUUCUUCGAACGUGUUCGACCAUAUCGACGAAUGCGACUCCUUUAAUCGUCAUUUUUUCCUAUUUAUCGAAUUUCGAGAGAAUUCGGACACGUGCGGAGAAGAAAGAAACAUAUUUGGAGCAUUGUUCGUUAACGACCGCGUGCGUGCACGCCGCGCCUUCUGGAAAGAGCGAUCCCUCGUGACGAGCCUCUCAAGUGGGCGUUCUCUCGCGCUUCUGAAAGAACCAACGUUCGUAAUUUAACACGUGUAUUGCGUGUACUAUUCUCUGUGAAAAAUUGUACGUGUUCGUGCGCCAUUGCACGGACUUCGGGGAGACAUGCGUCCGGUCCACGACGCGGAGGAUGUCCCUAGGUUGGUGCUUUAAAGCCGAAUCGACUCACAAACACCUCUCGAAACUUACAAUCUACUAACGAGGCUACUCGGCAGGAUUAAUGUGCUCGAGGGUGCUCGACGUGUCUUGGGACUCCUCGACUGCCUGAGAGGAAGCAUCAUCCUGUAAAAAGACUUUCGCAGUCAGAUCCCUCGUGUUCCGGGACCUCGUGUUUUUGUCUUUCGCCGCGUGCCGUUCAAGAUGGCGGCCAAGGUGGCCAGCGGCGCUCAGGGAAGUACCGAAAGAGAAGAGGGCCCCGGGGUCUCUUACGCAAGUAUUCUGAACCCUAAAAGCGGUACUGAAAAUCGGCCUUCUAAUACUAAGGAUAAUAAUAAAGAGAAUAUCAGUGGCCAGGUGGGUCAGCAGUCCAUACCUAUUAAGGAUCGCAUGGUUUCACAAAAUCUGGCCGUCAAAGGCCAGCCUUAUCAAAGAGCUGGAAGAAGAUUCAAUCCACAGGGUAAAUUAGAAAAACCUUAUGGAAAUGAAUUCUCAUCUACGGAACAAAACAAACUGAUCACGCAGAAAGGGAUUCAAGUAGAGCAUAAUAAACAGGAGAAUGUUCUCGAGAAUGAGCAAAUGAACGGCGAUGUUGGAAGCGAUGGAGAGUUUCAGACGGUAGCACCGAAGAGUGCUAGGAGGAAAGAGAAAUUACGAGACCAACACAGAGAUCACAGAGAACGACAUAGACAUAGAGAUCAUAGUCAUCCUCUUCGUGGACAUAAUGGAAGUAAUGAAAGAUCUCAUAAAGAUCAACGCGAUCGUGGAGAUAGAAUGGGUGCUGAUCAUAUUGCAGGGAAUAAAGAACUUUUGAAGGAUAGAGACGACAUAGAAUCUGAAUUGGAAGCUCGAACUCUACCACCGAUUAAAUAUGUGGAGGCUCCUCUACCCACCAUCAAUCCUUGGACCAAAAGUAAAUCCACAACGCAAGACCCACCUACGAAUACUAUAACCGCUGUACCUUCUGUAAGUUUAACGCCUGUGGAAAAACCAGUUGAAAAAGAAAAGAGACUAUUGCAACCCCAGCAGCAAGAAGUAAUUGAAAACGGUAUCAACGCCGGAAGUCAGCCGACUAUAGUCACAGCUACAAAGGAUCGAAGAAAAUUCAACCAAAAGGCGAGCGACUUCUCGGACAUCGGCGAUUGGCCAACCUUGGGCGCUCAAGGAGAGAAGAAGACAGCUGUGACGACACAGAAGCAAAACGGUGUUGUCGAAUCAAGUAACGGUAAGGAAAGCACCGGAACGAUAGAAAGCAGAGGGAAAGAAAAUAAGGAGCAGAAUCACUGCCAAGAAGACAGCGACGAGCACACGGAAAGCAGUGAAAAGAAAAAGAAAGUAAACAAACAGAAAUGGGUGCCUCUGGAAAUAGACAUUACUAAGAACAGAAGUAAAAGGGAACGAUCUCCAAAGUACUACAAUCAUAGGGAGAAAAAUGGAGAAGAAGCAGAUUCAUAUAGAGAUAGGGAGCACGAGAGGACAGGGUAUAAUACGAGAGGUGGGCGAGGUGGACGAAGUUACAGAGGGAGAGGAGGACGAGGUGGCCGAGGCGCUUAUCGGGGCACCUUUAGGCAUAGGCACGACCAAGACUACCCGAAUUUUGCAGCAGACUAUAUGCAGAUGCAUAAAUAUGGACUUCCAGCUUACAUAAUGCCUUACAUGGGAACAUUUUAUUUCAAUAAUACGAAUUACAUUAAUAGAGAUGAUGUAACGACGCUCAAGGAAUAUAUAAGAAAUCAAAUAGAAUACUACUUCAGCGAAGAGAAUCUUUUACGGGACUUUUUCCUACGCCGCAAAAUGGACGCGCAAGGAUUUUUACCUAUUACUUUAAUCGCUUCCUUCCAUCGUGUUCAAACGUUGACGACAAACGUGGGCCUUGUUAUCGAAGCGAUCAUGGAGUCUGACAAGCUAGAACUGGUGGAUGGAUUUAAGGUUAGAACAACCGUAGACCCUUUGAAGUGGCCCAUCAUAGACGCAGCUGGAAAUCCUGUCUUUUCGGAAUGGUCCAGUACGGAUCCAUCUCAAAACGAAGUAAUACUCUCCUCGUCCGAAUCCGAUUUUUUUCCCGCUGCCAGACCUCUGUCAACGAUUCCUAUUCCCCCAAUUCCACGUGUUCUUCAAUCCAACCAUGUUAUCUCUACAGUAGGAAGACUCAGUGAAUCGGAAAGCGUAUCUUCGUCGAUAGGAGAGAAUUUAAAUCCUGACGUGCCGGAGUUCAUACCGAACGAAUUGACAAGCAAGAACAACGAGUCUGUUGCAGCCGACAGCGGGAGUGAUUCCACGAAGAACGGGAAACAGUCGGACCAAGCGAAAAGCAUUCCAGCGGCAUCAUUGAGUAAUGACUCGCCUUCUCACGCAAACGAUGCUGCUCUCAAGACGGACGAUAAGUCAUCCGGGAUGGUCAAGAGUUCUAGUCCAAGCCGAGCGCCGGGAGUAAAAGUCAACGGUGAAUUACAGACGCCGAGCGAUGACGUAUGGAAAGAGGUAAGGCGAAGGGUGAAACCGUCACAUAAGGAGAGAAACGAAGAGAAAGAGAAAGUUGAUAAUAUUAAAAGCGAAGAAAGGGAAGAGUUAGACUUUCAAUUUGACGAGGAACUCGAUACACCACCACCGACCGGCCGGCAUAAUGCGUUUUCCGAAUGGUCUGAGGACGACGAGGAUUAUGAAUUGUCGGAUAGGGAUCUAAAUAAACUUUUAAUCUUCACGCAAACAACGGUGCCUAUAUCAACGCGGAUCCCGAAACACGAGGGUCAUGAUCGAACGGGCGAUUGGACGACGAGAGUGAAAAUGACUCAGGAUCUUGAACAGGCCAUUAACGAUGGCUUGUACUACUAUGAGGAAGAUUUAUGGACGAAAGAUGGUCAAAGGUAUGGUUCCUCUUCGUCGAUUGGAAGUUACAAGACCGUGAAUGUGAUUAGUCAAGAAGACUUCGAGAAAAUGGCGCCCAAAGCACCUAAGAAGACUAACCCCGAAGUUCCUCCACCACCUCCGUUAGCGAUAGACGAUAUUGAGGUGUCACAGUCGCUUCCAACACAGGCGUCAAUAAUGAUAGAUAUUCAAGAGAAGAAGGAUCGUCGAGCGGAUAAGAACCGCAGAAUCGACAAGUCCAGAAUCAGCAGGAGCGGUAGAAGCGGAGUAGUUCCACGUUUCUUUGCUGUUGUUAAAGAUGAACCUUCGGUCGAUCCUAGGACACCACGUAAGAGGAAAACGCGACAUAGCAACAAUCCACCUGUUGAACAUCAUGUAGGUUGGAUCAUGGAUGUCCGAGAACAUCGGCCGCGCACAUAUUCUACAGGAAGCAGCGCGGGAACAAGUCCUAGCGAGGGUUAUCUUGCGAGUAGCUAUGGAAGUGUACCGCAAUCUCUUCCCACUUUCCAACAUCCGAGUCACGCCCUUUUGAAAGAGAAUGGUUUCACUCAACAAGUGUAUCAUAAAUAUCACUCGCGUUGCUUAAAAGAACGCAAGAGACUCGGAAUUGGUCAGUCUCAAGAAAUGAACACACUCUUCCGUUUUUGGUCGUUCUUCUUGAGAGAGAAUUUCAAUCGUACCAUGUACGAGGAAUUUAGAACCAUAGCCAAAGAAGAUGCCUUGGAAGGUUACCGAUAUGGUUUGGAAUGCCUUUUCCGAUUCUACAGUUAUGGAUUAGAGAAGAGGUUCAGACAUCACCUUUACAAAGACUUCCAAGUUGAAACGAUACAAGAUUACGAAAGCGGUCAAUUGUAUGGUCUUGAAAAAUUCUGGGCGUUCCUAAAGUAUUACAAACAGUCCAGUCAACUACAAGUGGAUCCCAAAUUGCAAGAGUAUUUAUCUAACUUCAAGAGCAUUGAAGACUUCAGAGUUGUUGAGCCUCAAAUAAACGAAAUGCUUCAAGAAUUUGCCGCGAAUUCACGAUCUCAGGCAGCAAAGAGGCGUAACAGGAGUGUAUCGGAGAGCGCCGGCGGCGGUGAUGCGUCGCCGACGAAUCGAGUUCGCCGAUUAUCUGGUGGAUCCAGCACAGUAACACUGCCAACCUCGAGUUCCGAGAAUAAUCCCGCCGCGCAAAAGUCCCGUACGGACUCGGUGAAUCUUUCGCAGUUCCGUAACAGAGCCGGUUCGUUCGGCUCAGGACGAUUGGGCCAUUCCAGGAGACGAAACGAGGGAUCCUCGGGUUUGUCGAGCAGUCAGAGAGAUCUCAGCAAACAACAGCCACGUAGCAGACAGAAUUCCAGUUCUUUCACGAGGCCCCAGGAGGUGAGCAAAUUCCAGAACACUGCCAGGGAUCGGCAGUCCGGCACCGGCAAGUCCGAGCAAAGCAAGUCGGUCACAAUUAAAACAGAGAACGCAUCUAACGCUCAGAAGUGAUCGUCUCGAAACGGGAAGGGUAAGUGCACUUAGUGGCACUUGCUGGAUUGUUAACACGGAUAAGUGCGUCGCUCUCCUUGGGAUAGGAUACUCGUUCUAGCAAAGAGAACGUCCCAUUUCAAAUCACAAAAGAAUCACACGCAGAAGUACAAGGUGUACCAGGUGUAAUAGAAUGAGCACAAAACUGUCUCAAUCUUUGUAUAUAGAAACGAAUGUUAGACUCGAUGCUGAAAAACGUUAGGAAUGAUAAAAAGCGAUAUACUAUUAAGUGAUGGUAGACGAGAAAUAUAUUCUACCGUCACAGAAAAAAAGUUCAUGGAUCUAUUCUUAUGAUAGUCCGUUAAGGUUGUAUUUACCGGCAUAUAUGGCUAUGCUCUUGCUUAUCGGGAUUACGUACUGAACUCGAAUUAUAUUAUGCUCAGUUGGUCCUCGGUUAUGAUGCUGACUAAAUCCGUAUAGCGGAAAAUAGAAAGGUGAUCUAGAAAGGUUAUUGUGAACCAGCGAAUCAGAUAAUUCAGGCACGAUACCGUGUAAAGUGUUUGAUACUGUUAAUGAAUUAAUGCGCUCGCUUAACGCGUUGCUCUAGUAAAUGAUUUCCCGCGAGUAGAAUGAAAGUUGGUAAUACUCUUAAUUCGCAACGGCAUUGCCACCUAGUUAUCUAUGGAAUUCUGUUCAUUGAUUUGUGAAAAGAAUCGAACAAAAUUUUUCUUGACUAUUUGUCACGGUCCUUUUUGUCAGCAACCAAUACGCCGCCGCAUUAUACUUUUUGAAAAUGAAAUUGGCCAUUCCCCUGACCCCAGUGAUUGGAACUUUACUAACUUUUAAGCGUCCCAGGUCGUCAAUGUUACUAGAUAUUCGGGAAACUUUGAAUCGCGUAUAUAUUCUCUUCUUAUUUCAUUAGCAACGAAGAAGAAAGUGACUUCACUUAAAAUUAUUAUUAACGAGAAAGGAGGAAAAGAGGGAGUAUCACGAAAUACUUGAGAAAAACUUGAUCUUUGUCAUGAAACAUGUAAGUUGUCGAGAUUUAAACGUUGGGACAACAAGAGAACAUUAUUACGGAAUGUACAAAUAUUUUUAUAGCGUCAGUUGCGCCAAGUUCCUUUCAUUAAAUUUGGAAAACAAGGUAUAUGCUUUAUCAUUCGAGUACCAACACACACGUUGUGCGCGGUCUAAUUGUACGCUCUCAAAAUGAUGAAAGGAAGGGAUGCUGGCCGUUUUAUCGAUAAGACAAAUGUUCUGAUAUUAGAACAGGUUUUGCGGAGCGUUAACGCACGUUAUUGCUGGGGCUUUCGUUUCGAUCCUUUCCCUUUCGAUUGAAUUCCGAGAUUUAAUCUCUGACUUGACGCUCCGUACACGAAAGGAUGAAAAAAUAAAAUAAUUUCUAUCGCUUUAUAAUGAAUAA
Molecule: messenger RNA, 6574 nt
Organism: Nomia melanderi (Alkali bee)
Lineage: Eukaryota; Metazoa; Arthropoda; Insecta; Hymenoptera; Halictidae
Source: RefSeq, a predicted model, not a curated record